AUGGAUAACAGUUACCGAUCGAAGAAAUGGGGAGCGAUAGAAUGCGAAUGCUUGGAAGCCCACAACAAAUUUAGAGCACUUCAUGGAGCUCCGCCUUUAAAGCUAAAUGCGAAACUUUGCCGCGCUGCAGAAGCAUGGGCAAGGGAAGUUGCUAAAAAAGGACAAUUGAUUCACAGUGCGGCUGCAGAUUACGGCGAAAAUAUCUAUUGUUGUACCGAUUGUAAAAAAUUUAAUGGUAGCAUGGCGGCCCAAGCUUGGUAUAACGAAAUCGAACAUUAUGAUUUUGAAAAAUCUGUAUUUUCUAUAGAAACUGGUCAUUUCACACAACUUGUUUGGAAGGAUUCUGUAAAUUUGGGAGUGGGCUAUAAAAAAGUAGGCAAUAAAUUAUAUCUGGUAUGCCACUAUAAGCCAUCGGGCAAUAUUAAAGGAAAAUAUAAAACAAUGGUCUUGCCAAAAACUGAGGCGUAG
Molecule: messenger RNA, 468 nt
Organism: Glossina fuscipes
Lineage: Eukaryota; Metazoa; Arthropoda; Insecta; Diptera; Glossinidae
Product: protein PRY1-like
Exons: 4
Coding region: 1-468 (155 amino acids)
Cellular component (GO): extracellular region
Source: RefSeq, a predicted model, not a curated record